Tripterygium wilfordii is the source of this 952-nucleotide messenger RNA. Its product is annotated as aquaporin TIP2-1. Gene Ontology annotation, molecular function: water channel activity. The record is from RefSeq and is a predicted model, not a curated record. Lineage: Eukaryota; Viridiplantae; Streptophyta; Magnoliopsida; Celastrales; Celastraceae. The transcript has 3 exons. Gene Ontology annotation, cellular component: membrane. The coding region runs from base 7 to 750 and encodes 247 amino acids. Gene Ontology annotation, biological process: water transport; transmembrane transport.
UAAAAAAUGGCCAUAGCCUUCGGUCGAUUCGAUGACUCUUUCAGUUUAGGGUCUCUCAAGGCCUAUCUUGCUGAGUUCAUCUCAACCUUGCUCUUUGUUUUUGCUGGUGUUGGCUCUGCUAUUGCUUACAAUAAGUUGACAGGAAAUGCUGCCCUUGAUCCAGCGGGGCUCGUAGCGAUCGCAGUUUGCCAUGGUUUCGCUCUAUUUGUUGCAGUCUCUGUGGGUGCUAACAUCUCUGGUGGCCAUGUUAACCCUGCUGUCACAUUUGGUUUGGCUCUUGGUGGCCAAAUUACAAUCCUUACUGGUAUCUUCUAUUGGAUCGCUCAGCUUCUCGGCUCCAUCGUCGCUUGCUUCCUCCUCAAAUUUGUCACCGGUGGCUUGGCUAUUCCUACGCACAGUUUAUCCGCAGGGGUAGGAGCAGUCGAAGGGGUAGUGAUGGAGAUAGUUAUUACAUUUGCUUUGGUUUAUACAGUCUAUGCAACAGCAGCUGACCCCAAGAAGGGCUCAUUGGGCACAAUUGCACCAUUGGCAAUUGGUCUCAUUGUGGGUGCCAACAUCUUGGCUGCAGGCCCAUUCUCAGGUGGAUCCAUGAACCCGGCCCGAUCAUUCGGGCCGGCUGUUGCCACCGGUGACUUCCAUGACAACUGGAUCUAUUGGGUUGGGCCUCUCAUUGGUGGUGGUUUGGCUGGGCUUAUCUAUGGAAACGUAUACAUGUCAUCUGAUCAUGAACCACUAGCCAGUGACUUCUAAAGCUGGUUUUUAUUGUUCUCAUCCAUUUUUAUCUGUCAUAAAAGAAAGAAAAAAAGCACUUCUGGCUCUUCUUUCUUUUCUCUAUUCCUUUGUGUUUCCAUGGAUGGUUUUCUUAGUUGUUUUUCUUAAAAUUAUCUUGUUGCUAUAAAGCUUUUGUGUUGGUGGUGGUCGAUUUUCCCUUUUAUGUUGAAAAGAUUGACAA